AUGGUUGUGUUUGACCAUGUAGCUUCACAUGUAAAAAGGCAAACUCAGUCACUCGAUAGGUUCCAAGAGUUUAUUAUUGUACUCAUGAAACUUAGGCUUAAUGUACCGUUACAGGAUCUUGCCUACCGUUUUGUUGUAUCGAUUUCAAUUAUUUCAAGAAUAUUUUUCCAUUGGAUUGUGGUAAUGGACAAGAGACUGUUUCCCUUUGUUUACUGGCCAGACAGGCAUCAACUUUGGAAGACAAUGCCCCAGUGCUUCCAGUAUGCCUUUGGCAGGAAAACAACUGUUGUUAUCGACUGUUUUGAGGUGUUCAUUGAAAGACCAUCAAACUUGCUUGCCAGAGCACAGACAUUUUCCAGUUAUAAACACCACAACACUAUCAAGAUUCUUGUUGGUAUAACCCCCCAAGGAAUGAUAUCUUUUGUUUCAGAAGCCUGGGGAGGUCGUGUCUCUGAUAAAUUUGUAACCGAGAACUGUGGUUUUCUGGACAAACUUCUUCCGGGAGAUAUGGUGAUGGCUGACCGAGGAUUUACCGUUAGUGAAAGCAUUGGUCUCAAGCAAGCAAGACUGGUAAUCCCAGCUUUUACAAAGGUAAAAUCUCAGCUGGACCCAGUGGAUGUGGAACAGACUAGAGAAAUUGUAAAUGUAAGGAUCCAUGUUGAACGUGUAAUUGGAUUGCUCAGACAAAAAUUUACAAUUCUGGAAGGUACCCUGCCAACUGACUAUCUUAUAUCUAAUCAUGAAAACUCUGAUCGCCACACUCCACUGGUGGAUCACAUGAUAAGAGUUUGUGCAGUUCUUGUUAACUUCUAA
This is a messenger RNA of Pocillopora meandrina, 813 nucleotides long. The record is from the annotation of a GenBank genome assembly. Lineage: Eukaryota; Metazoa; Cnidaria; Anthozoa; Scleractinia; Pocilloporidae.